AUGCGGACAAAAAUUCUUUUUCAGAGGCGGGCCUUGCCACGCUCACACCACGCUCACACCAUUUCCGCCCGCACCGACUUUGCCUGCGGCUUCCUGUCGGGUUGCACUGCCUCGCUCGCAGGCCAGCCGAUCGACACCGUCCGCGUCCGGAUCCAGGCUGGCGCCAGCGGCACCGGCACCGCCUCUGCCUCGCCUGUCGCCGUGGCGCGAAGCCUCUGGGCGGCGGAAGGCGCGGCUGGCUUCCUGCGCGGGACGGCGCCGCCGCUGCUGGCCACCGGGCCGCGCAACGCCAUCGGCUUUGCGGUCCAGGCUGAGGUCGCGCGCCGUUGCCAAUCACGGCUCCUCGAGUGGCGACCCGGCACUGCGCCCGAGACGGCGCGCCUCACGGCGGCCUGCGCCGGCGGCGUCUGCGCGGGGCUCGCGCAAUGCCUGGUCAUCGUCCCCGCCGACCGCAUCAAGGUGCAGCAGCAGAUCAACUCGCGGGCGGGCACCUCGUCGUCCGAGCCGGUGCUCGAGUGCGCGGCUCGGCUGCUGCGCUCGCACGGGCUGGUGGGAGGGCUGCUCGCGGGCGGCACGGCGACGGCGAUGCGACAGGCGCCCUCGGCGGCCAUCUACUUUGGCGCGUACCACGCCCUGCUGCCGCGCCUGCGCGAGCGGCUCGGCAGAGGCGGGUCCGCGGCGCCGCUUCUCUCGGGAGGCUUUGCGGGCGUGGUGGCGUACACGGCGACCUACCCGCUGGACUUUGGGCCGGCCUGGCUCUACCGCGGGAUGGGGCCGACGCUGCUUCGCGCCUUCGUCAUCAACGCGGUCAACUUCGCUGUCUUUGAGAGGCUGCAGGAGGCGGUGGCGCGCAGGCGCGGGAUGGCCAGCUAG
Messenger RNA from Emiliania huxleyi CCMP1516, 873 nucleotides. RefSeq lists its product as hypothetical. NCBI's taxonomy places the organism in Eukaryota, Haptophyta, Isochrysidales, Noelaerhabdaceae. The coding region runs from base 1 to 873 and encodes 290 amino acids. Gene Ontology annotation, biological process: transport. Gene Ontology annotation, molecular function: transmembrane transporter activity. The record is from RefSeq and is a predicted model, not a curated record. The transcript has 2 exons.